GCGUGUGCGUGUGUGUGUGUGUUGCGUGUGCGCUCCCGGCCGCCAUGAGCUUCCUCAAGAGCUUCCCGCCGCCGGAGCCGGCCGAGGGCCUCCGGCAGCAGCAGCCGGACACCGAGGCCGUGCUCAACGGCAAGGGCCUGGGCACCGGCACCCUCUACAUCGCCGAGAGCCGCCUGUCUUGGUUAGAUGGUUCUGGAUUAGGAUUCUCACUGGAAUACCCCACCAUUAGCUUACAUGCGGUCUCCAGGGAUCUAAAUGCCUAUCCUCAAGAACAUUUGUAUGUUAUGGUGAAUGCCAAAUUUGAAGAAGAAUCAAGAGAAUCUCUUUCUGAUGAAGAAGAAGAUAGUGAUGAUGAUGUGGAACCUAUUACCGAAUUUAGAUUUGUGCCUAGUGAUAAAUCAGCAUUGGAGGCGCUGUUCACGGCGAUGUGUGAGUGCCAAGCCCUGCACCCCGACCCCGAGGAUGAAGACUCGGAUGCUUAUGACGGAGAAGAGUAUGACGUGGAGGCACUCGAACAAGGACAGGGGGAUAUCCCUACAUUUUAUACCUAUGAAGAAGGAUUAUCCCAUUUGACAGCAGAAGGGCAAGCCACACUGGAGAGAUUAGAAGGAAUGCUCUCUCAGUCUGUGAGCAGUCAGUAUAACAUGGCUGGAGUCCGGACAGAAGAUUCAAUAAGAGAUUAUGAAGAUGGCAUGGAGGUGGAUACCACACCAACAGUUGCUGGACAGUUUGAGGAUGCAGAUGUUGAUCACUGAAAGGGCUUUCAUCUGCUUUAAGAUUCUGCUUGGAACUGUAGGAGGGAACUCGGUACCUCUUCCACUGUGGAGUGGGCUGGUGAAAAGCUUUCUUUCCUUAAAACUCACUUGAACCAGUUCUUUCUCAAGACAACGAUACUGAGGCAGGCAGCAGGUUGUCACCAGCAGAAGAAAUUAUGACCUUUAUUAACAAAGGUGAAUUAACUUAACCAAGGGGUGGCUUGUAGUUUAUCACUUACCCCAAACUUUCUGUGUCUGGUUUUAUCUGAGUAGGCCACUACUUCCUGCCUUUGCUGCCCUUCUCUGACCACUAGCGGGACUCUGGUGAAACCCACUGGAGCUUGAGGUGUGAGUAGACAAGGGUGGGGUUUGCAAGAGAGAGUCUGAAGCUGAAAUGCCACUCUGGGACGUAAAGAUAUCUUUACCCUUAGGAGACAAGGCCAAGACCACACAGGAAUUAGCCUCUGUUGUGUUCCACAUGGACGUGAGUCUUACUAAUUCCAAGCCCAGAUGAAUGAAUUCAGGCCUUGCUGUCAUCUCUGGAAAACCCCAACCGAAUCCCACCAUUGACCAGUGGCUAGCUUCUGCCCUGUUUUACCGUCUGCUCUGCUCUGGCCUCUUAGGUUAUAGCCUUGAAUUUCCACUCUCUUAGGUUCUAUAACAGGUCAAAUGAACUGCGAUGAUGUCUUCAAAGUCCUUUCCAUGGUAAUUGUUUUGUCUUUGUAAUAGUUUAACAAAUAAAUCUAGGUUUUCUAUA
This is a messenger RNA of Perognathus longimembris pacificus (Pacific pocket mouse), 1512 nucleotides long. RefSeq names its product chloride nucleotide-sensitive channel 1A (gene Clns1a). The record is from RefSeq and is a predicted model, not a curated record. NCBI's taxonomy places the organism in Eukaryota, Metazoa, Chordata, Mammalia, Rodentia, Heteromyidae. Bases 45 to 755 code for a protein of 236 amino acids. The transcript is spliced from 7 exons. Gene Ontology annotation, biological process: mRNA cis splicing, via spliceosome; chloride transport; spliceosomal snRNP assembly. Gene Ontology annotation, cellular component: methylosome; cytosol; plasma membrane.